Messenger RNA from Eubalaena glacialis (North Atlantic right whale), 3962 nucleotides. RefSeq names its product ATPase sarcoplasmic/endoplasmic reticulum Ca2+ transporting 3 (gene ATP2A3). Lineage: Eukaryota; Metazoa; Chordata; Mammalia; Artiodactyla; Balaenidae. The record is from RefSeq and is a predicted model, not a curated record. The transcript has 21 exons. Gene Ontology annotation, molecular function: ATP hydrolysis activity; ATP binding; P-type calcium transporter activity. Bases 175 to 3174 code for a protein of 999 amino acids. Gene Ontology annotation, cellular component: membrane. Gene Ontology annotation, biological process: calcium ion transmembrane transport; intracellular calcium ion homeostasis.
CGGGGCGCAGCAUCCUGGCGCGGGCCGGGGCCGCCGCCGCCACUGCCGUCGGGGAAGGUUCCAGUGUGGUCCUGGCCUCGCGCGGCGCCCGUCGGGGCCCGAGCCCCCCGCACAGUAGCCCCGCGGAGAGGCGACCCCGGCUGUGCCGACGGCGCAGACUGCCGGGGGGGCGGCAUGGAGGAGGCGCACCUGCUCCCGGCCGCCGACGUGCUGCGCCGCUUCUCGGUGACUGCCGAGGGCGGCCUGAGCCCGGAGCAGGUGACCGGCGCGCGGGAGCGCUAUGGUCCUAACGAGCUCCCAACCGAGGAAGGGAAGUCCCUGUGGGAGCUGGUGCUGGAGCAGUUUGAGGACCUCCUGGUGCGCAUCCUGCUGCUGGCGGCCCUGGUCUCCUUCGUCCUGGCCUGGUUCGAGGAGGGUGAGGAGACCACAACUGCCUUCGUGGAGCCCCUGGUCAUCAUGCUGAUCCUUGUGGCCAAUGCGAUCGUGGGCGUGUGGCAGGAACGCAAUGCUGAGAGUGCCAUUGAGGCCCUGAAAGAGUAUGAGCCUGAGAUGGGCAAGGUGAUCCGCUCGGACCGCAAGGGCGUGCAGCGGAUCCGCGCCCGGGACAUCGUCCCCGGAGACAUCGUGGAAGUGGCAGUGGGAGACAAAGUGCCCGCCGACCUCCGUCUCAUCGAGAUCAAGUCCACCACGCUGAGGGUGGAUCAGUCCAUCCUGACCGGUGAAUCUGUGUCUGUGACCAAGCACACGGAUGCCAUCCCCGACCCCAGAGCUGUGAACCAGGACAAGAAGAACAUGCUGUUUUCUGGCACCAACAUUGCAUCAGGCAAGGCGAUGGGUGUGGCAGUGGCCACGGGCUUGCACACGGAGCUGGGUAAGAUCCGGAGUCAGAUGGCGGCCAUGGCACCAGAGCGGACGCCCCUGCAGCAGAAGCUGGAUGAAUUUGGGCAGCAGCUGUCCCGCGCCAUCUCCGUGAUCUGCAUGGCCGUGUGGCUCAUUAACAUUGGUCACUUUGCUGAUCCGGCCCACGGCGGCUCCUGGCUCCGAGGUGCUGUCUACUACUUCAAGAUUGCCGUGGCCCUGGCUGUGGCCGCCAUCCCUGAGGGCCUCCCGGCUGUCAUCACUACGUGCCUGGCACUGGGCACACGGCGCAUGGCCCGCAAGAACGCCAUUGUGCGGAGUCUGCCCUCCGUGGAGACCCUGGGCUGCACCUCGGUCAUCUGCUCUGAUAAGACGGGCACACUCACCACCAAUCAGAUGUCGGUCUGCCGGAUGUUCGUGGUAGCCGAGGCCGAAGCGGGUACCUGCAGUUUGCACGAGUUCACCAUCUCGGGCACCACGUAUGCCCCGGAGGGCGAAGUGCGGCUGGGGGAGUGGCCUGUGUGCUGCGGGCAGUUUGACGGGCUGGUGGAGCUGGCGACCAUCUGCGCCCUGUGCAAUGACUCAGCGCUGGACUACAACGAGGCAAAGGGCGUGUAUGAGAAGGUGGGAGAGGCCACGGAGACGGCCCUGACUUGCCUGGUAGAGAAGAUGAAUGUUUUUGACACGGACCUGCAGGCCCUGUCCCGGGUGGAGCGAGCUGGGGCCUGCAACGCGGUCAUCAAGCAGCUGAUGCGGAAGGAGUUCACCCUGGAGUUCUCCCGAGACCGGAAGUCCAUGUCGGUGUACUGCACGCCCACCCACCCUGGCCUGGCGGCCCAGGGCAGCAAGAUGUUUGUGAAGGGGGCACCUGAGAGUGUGAUCGAGCGCUGCAGCUCAGUCCGCGUGGGGAGCCGCACGGUAUCCCUGAACACCACCUCCAGGGAGCAGAUCCUGGCCAAGAUCCGGGACUGGGGCUCAGGCUCGGACACACUGCGCUGCCUGGCACUGGCCACCCGGGAUGCGCCCCCGAGGAAGGAGGACAUGCAGCUAGACGACUGCAGCAAGUUUGUGCAGUACGAGACGGACCUGACUUUCGUGGGCUGCGUGGGCAUGCUGGACCCUCCGCGGCCCGAGGUGGCUGCCUGCAUCUCACGCUGCCACCAGGCGGGCAUCCGUGUGGUCAUGAUCACGGGGGACAACAAAGGCACGGCUGUGGCCAUCUGCCGCCGGCUUGGCAUCUUCAAGGACACAGAGGACGUGGCGGGCAAGGCCUACACGGGCCGAGAAUUUGAUGACCUCAGCCCCGAGCAGCAGCGCCACGCCUGCCGCACGGCCCGCUGCUUCGCCCGGGUGGAGCCUGCCCACAAGUCCCGCAUCGUGGAGAACCUGCAGUCCUUCAACGAGAUCACUGCCAUGACUGGAGACGGGGUGAAUGAUGCCCCAGCCCUGAAGAAAGCGGAGAUCGGCAUCGCCAUGGGCUCCGGCACAGCCGUGGCCAAGUCAGCGGCAGAGAUGGUACUGUCAGAUGACAACUUUGCCUCCAUUGUGGCUGCAGUGGAGGAGGGCCGGGCCAUCUACAGCAACAUGAAGCAAUUCAUCCGCUACCUCAUCUCCUCCAAUGUUGGCGAGGUCGUCUGCAUCUUCGUCACAGCAAUUCUGGGCCUGCCCGAAGCCCUGAUCCCUGUGCAGCUGCUCUGGGUGAACCUGGUGACGGAUGGCCUACCUGCCACGGCCCUGGGCUUCAACCCACCAGACCUGGAUAUUAUGGAGAAGCGGCCCCGGAACCCUCGGGAGGCCCUCAUCAGUGGCUGGCUCUUCUUCCGAUAUCUGGCUAUUGGAGUGUACGUUGGCCUGGCCACAGUGGCUGCUGCCACCUGGUGGUUCCUGUAUGAUGCCGAGGGACCUCAGGUCACCUUCUACCAGCUGAGGAACUUCCUGAAGUGCUCAGAGGACAACCCGCUCUUUGCUGGCACUGAAUGCGAGGUCUUUGAGUCACGCUUCCCCACGACCAUGGCCUUGUCUGUGCUGGUGACCAUUGAGAUGUGCAACGCCCUUAACAGCGUCUCGGAGAACCAGUCACUGCUGCGGAUGCCACCCUGGCUGAACCCCUGGCUGCUGGCGGCUGUGGCCAUGUCCAUGGCCCUGCACUUCCUCAUCCUGCUUGUGCCGCCCCUGCCCCUCAUCUUCCAAGUGACCCCACUGAGCGGGCGCCAGUGGGUGGUGGUGCUCCAGAUAUCUCUGCCUGUCAUCCUGCUUGAUGAGGCCCUCAAGUACCUGUCCCGGAAGCACGUGGAUGAAGAAAAGGGCCAGAAGUGAGUGCCGGGAGCAGAGUGGAGUUUCCAGUGUGUACCUCAGAGUGAUGGUGCCCAAGCCUUCGCCCCUCCGAACCCCCCCUGCCUGCACGCUCACCUGCUUGCUCACUGGGCCCUGCUGAGGUCGGGGCGGCCACCUCCAGGCCCAUCCCGGGGUCUCUGUCCCCACUCCCAUCUCUCUGGGGGCUCUGUAAUUCAGGUCUCUAGGGCUCUCCUGGGCAGUUCAUCCCUGAAGCUCUGGCCCAGGAGCUGCAGCCCGUGAGGGGCCUGCCCAGAAGCUGGCAGCAGAGCCCUCCUCCCCAGAUCCACAAGCGUGCUCAGGGGCCCGCUUCCCCUUCCUUGGAGGCAGGGCAUUUCCUUGGCGACCUGCGUCUCUGCAUAGACAGAGCUCUCCUGGGAGCCACUCUGACCUCUCCCUCAGUGCCUGGGCUGGGGCCUGGUUGGCCCGGGGUGAAGGGGGGACAGCCAGGCCCAAAUGUGCACAGCGAGGGCGGACGGCCCCCUCCACUCUGCUUCCACGGAGUCAGCUCCCGAGGGCUUGCGCCUGUUUGUGUUUAUGUGUGCAGGGGGUGGAAGGCUCAGAGAGAGGGACACGGGAGCGGGGGAGGGGGGCGGAGCAAGGACCCCCUUUCCUGGGAGAUGGCCAGCCUGCCUGCCUCAGCUCGGCGCACCCCCAGACUCAGGUUUCUCUGUUCCAAGCCGACAAAGCACACGCCGUCUUGGUGUUGCCUGCUCUGCCAAGCGGAGGACGGAUUCACCUUCUGUGUCCCUGGCACCUGAGACCCGAGCCGU